Gongylonema pulchrum is the source of this 1599-nucleotide messenger RNA. NCBI's taxonomy places the organism in Eukaryota, Metazoa, Nematoda, Chromadorea, Rhabditida, Gongylonematidae. The record is from the annotation of a GenBank genome assembly.
AUGGACAGCUUCGCGAGAACAAAUCUGAACUGGACGCAACAGCGUUGCAAAGAUGGUCUAGUUGUGACCGCUGCACCGGUAUCCUUAUCAAAUGCUGUGUUGUAUUUAUUUGCCCUGCUCUACUGCUUCCUGGGAAUCGCCAUUGUUUCUGAUGUUUUCAUGCGUUCCAUCGAAAAAAUUGUUACAGCAACCAGGAAAGUAAAUUUAAAAAAGCUUAAGAGGAAUCGUCUAGAAGCAGAGGAAAUGACUGGACCAAAUGAAGGCGUGGAAGUGCGCGUUUGGAAUCCAACCGUCGCUAACUUAACAUUAAUGGCAUUGGGAAGCAGUGCACCGGAAAUUUUACUUUCAACAAUCGAAAUUAUUGCUAAUAAUUUUCGCGCUGGUGACCUUGGACCAGGCACAAUUGUUGGUUCGGCAGCGUAUAAUUUAUUUUGCAUUACCGCUGUGUGUAUUAUGGUUGUACCAUCGCCGCGUGUUAAACGAAUCCGCGAAAUAUCCAUUUUGUUAGUAAUUUCACCAAAUGUCGUGGAAUUGUGGGAAGCACUAAUAACAUUUGGUUUCUUUGUUAUCUUCGUGGUGGUCGCAUAUCUCGUGGACAUCAAAAUUUGGAGACGAAAAAAGGAGCGUCUGGAAGAUGAAUUGCAAAUUGACGGCUAUGGCGAUGCUACCAGUCGUGCUUUGAUCGAAAAGGAAGCUGAUAUUGAUGCAUGUCUGAAAAGACUUGCUGACCUAAUGGCACCGGAAGCUGAUUCGGAACAUGACCGCCUAUGGUAUCGUAUUCAAGCGGCACGCUGGUUAGCUGCAGCUGCUCGGAAGCCCGAUACGCGAUUGGAGGCAAUCGAAGAAACCGAUCGAGUUAGAGAAGUACCAACAAGUGCAAUUCCGAUCUGGCGAGUCUGUCAAAGAGAUUCACGUGGAUCUGGUCGAACACGCGAAAUGGCGACCGAAUCACGUUUUCUACGUACACCUCAGACUGGUCAGGCAUUUGAAAUUUUAGCGUAUACGCAAAACUCCGAUUACCUAUACACCUCUGUGCUUACCCCACCAAACAAUAACAACAGCGAAGAGGGAAAGGUCACGUUGGGCCGAACAAGUGUGGCAAGCGUACGUGUCCCCGAUGACUCAGCUAGUUUCGCCGGUGAACCGAUGGUGCAAUUCGUCAAAAAUAAUUAUGUGGUGAAGGAGAGUGAGAAAUACGUGCGUGCAUUUGUUACUCGAUUGGGACGUCACGAUGAGUGCACGUUCAGCGUCCACUACGAAACCGAAGCAGUAACUGCGAUAGGUGAUAAAGAUUUCAAAACGAUCAGUGACGGCGAACUGGUGUUCGUUGGAAGCGAAUAUGAGAAAUACAUUGAUGUGAGAAUAUACGAUGAUAUGGAGGAUGAGAAAGAUGAAACCUUCAAAAUCAAUCUCUUUUCCUCAACCGGAACAGUAACAAUUGGGCCUCACAAACGUACUACUGUCACAAUUAUUUCUGAUGAUAAUGCCCUGAAGAAUAUAACGAAUAUUCGCAAACUGACAUCGCAUUAUUUAAGGCAGAUGAGCUACGGAGCCGACACUUGGCUUGGACAGGUAACAACGGAUUUGAAAUUUUUUUGA